Messenger RNA from Pundamilia nyererei, 2009 nucleotides. RefSeq names its product cyclin K (gene ccnk). The record is from RefSeq and is a predicted model, not a curated record. Lineage: Eukaryota; Metazoa; Chordata; Actinopteri; Cichliformes; Cichlidae. Gene Ontology annotation, molecular function: cyclin-dependent protein serine/threonine kinase regulator activity. The transcript is spliced from 11 exons. The coding region runs from base 219 to 1838 and encodes 539 amino acids. Gene Ontology annotation, biological process: regulation of transcription by RNA polymerase II.
AAUUAAUUUAGCAGUGGAAAUGGAAAGAAAAAUGUGACCCGAGAGCACGUGUACCUCAGUGCCUGCGUGAUGACGUCAUCCAACGGUCUGACGUACCGCAAAAUGGUGGUGCCCUUGUUACAAUGGGGUCUGUUGUUCACUUGUUAGCCAACUUAUUGUGAUCAACUGUGGAUUAUUGCUACAACUGCCUGAUUCAGGCGAUUUAUUCGGACGUCUACAUGUUAAAGCAGUCCAGCACAGCGGGUCCAUCCACCGCCUCUCCUCAAUCAAUGAAGGAAUCCAAGGAAAACUCGUCAAUGACGGGCCAGGCAAUCUUGGACCAUAUAAAACCAUGCUGGUACUGGGACAAGAAGGAUUUAGCCCACACGCCCUCUCAGUCUGAGGGUCUGGACCCUGGCACAGAGGCCCGGUAUCGCAGAGAAGGGGCUCGCUUCAUAUUCGACGUGGGGACCCGACUUGGCUUACACUAUGACACACUGGCAACGGGCAUCAUAUAUUUCCACCGCUUCUACAUGUUUCACUCCUUCAAGCAGUUUCCCAGAUAUGUGACGGGAGCUUGUUGUCUUUUCUUGGCUGGUAAAGUGGAGGAAACCCCAAAGAAGUGCAAAGAUAUCAUUAAAACUGCCCGCAGCCUCCUGAAUGAUGUGCAGUUUGCCCAGUUUGGAGAUGAUCCCAAGGAAGAGGUGAUGGUGUUGGAGAGAAUUUUGCUCCAGACGAUCAAGUUUGACCUGCAGGUGGAGCACCCCUACAUGUUCCUGCUGCGCUAUGUCAAGCAGCUCAAAGGGGAGAAGAAUAAAGUGUGCAAGGUGCUGCAAAUGGCUUGGACCUUUGUCAACGACAGCCUGUGCACCAUGCUGUCUCUGCAGUGGGAGCCGGAGAUCAUCGCGGUCGCUGUCAUGUACCUGGCUGGCCGCCUGUGCAAAUUCGACAUCCAGGAAUGGACCAACAAGCAGUCUACACGCCGCUGGUGGGAGCAGUUUGUCCAGGACGUUCCAGUGGAGCUACUUGAAGACAUUUGCCACCAGAUCCUGGACCUGUACUCUCAGGGAAACAAACCCAUCCCUCAGCAGAUGCAGGAGAAGGAGAGGGCACCUGCUGCUCCGAUCUCUGCUCCUCCAGCUCCACAGGGACAACCGCCAGCCGCUAACCCUCCUCCCCCACCACCAAAAAAGACUUCCCCUCAGGGUGGUAGCCCGUCACGCCAGCUUAAACGCUCACAUACGUCCCCCAAAGAUGAACCAAAGGCUCCAGAACAAGUUGGAUCAAAGAUUCCUCGACUGGAGAGCCCCAUGCCUCCACUACCCACAACGCAGCCUCCCCCAGCUCCUCCCGCAGAAGCAGAACCAGGAAAUGAAACAGCUCCUCCUCCCCCACAGGCUCCACCUCCACACCAGCCUCCUCCGCUGCCCCACCGCCCUCCUCCUCCACCACCUUCCAACUACUUGAUGUCCACAACGAGCUCUUAUAUGUCUGGUGAAGGCUACCAGAGCCUACAGUCCAUGAUGAAGACUGAGGGUCCCUCCUACUCCAUGCCGCCCAGCUACGCACCCCCAAUGUAUCACGUCUAUCCACCACCUUCAGCACCUCCUCCUGGGCCACCACCUCCUCCCUCCACAUACCCACCACCCAGCUUGCCACCAUCCUAUCCACCACCGGUCUACAACAACUACCCCCCGCCACCGCCUCCACGCAUGCCACCAGGCCACGUGCCUCCACCAGGGAUGGCCCUUCCACCCACUGGGUACCCUCCUCCACCUCCAGUGCCUCCAGGACAGUCACAGGUGCCCUUGCCCCCUCCGCCUGGUAUGCCUAUGAACCGUGGCGCAUGGAUGAGAUGAGAACGUGAUAAGUCUGUGAACUGAGCUUGUGCAGAGCCACAACUGGGGCGAAUAAAAACAACCAGGAUCUUGUUAUCCUGGAGCAAAACAGGAAAAGCGGAGCUGCUUCAUGACUUAACCUCUGAUAGAGAGGUGCAGGGUUGUGAAAGAAAGCGUGUAGGUAAAUGGACU